Molecule: messenger RNA, 237 nt
Organism: Ilex paraguariensis (yerba mate)
Lineage: Eukaryota; Viridiplantae; Streptophyta; Magnoliopsida; Aquifoliales; Aquifoliaceae
Source: the annotation of a GenBank genome assembly
AUGGCACCGAGUCGCAGAAAAGGUGCCAGCAAAGCAGCCGCCGCCGCCGCUGCUUGCCGGCAGUGGAAGAUAGGCGAUCUCGUCCUCGCCAAGAUCAAGGGAUUUCCGGCGUGGCCCGCAAUGGUGAGUGAGCCGGAGAAGUGGGGUUACUCAGCUGAUUGGAAGAAAGUAUUUGUCUACUUCUUUGGCACCCAACAAAUGUUUUACAAAUUUGAUGUAACAGAAACUAAGGAGUGA